AAACGAACAUAAAGCGUCAAUUAUCAAGUGGACUGAGCUCAGUUAAAUUCAAUGGUCGCAAAAUUAAUGUUAGCAAGCAGACUGAACAUCGUUUGCUACAUCAACGAUUCAUUUUAUGGGUGUCUUCAGUUCCUGUUCCUGAAGCUGCAGCUCAGCGGUGGUGGGGACGAUGCGGAGCAGUGUGGAGAUCACAGCCGCUAAACCCGCCUGGACUACUGGCAUCUACUACUGAACACCUUACAGCUCUAUGUACCCAAAAGACCUUUUCGUAGGAUAAAAGAAUGUGCACCAUCGUGGUCCUGUUUAUCCUGGGUGUAGUUCCGUCUAUUUGUAAAGGCCAGCAUGACAACACCUGUGAUGUUUUCCCCAAAGAUCGGUACAUUGAAAUGGGAUCCAGUAUCAAGAUAGUGUGCCAGACUUCAUGUGUAAACAGCAACGUCUUCUGGACACUGAACAGCAGACCUGUUGAUGAAAGCCUGUCAAACACUAUCAACUCCACACAGACAGUCCUGUCACUGAGCAACUUUAUUCACCACAGUGCAGUACUGCAAUGCCACAGUGCAGAUACCCAACAAAUCCUUGGAGGCACCACCAUCAGAACUUACUCAAAACCAAGAAGAAUAUCAUGUAUCUUGGAUUAUGUAAAUCAAGAUGUGGAUGGUAUGCCACAGGUCCUCACAUGCAGCUGGGAGCAUCAGGCUGAUCCUUCACUGACAAUAAACUACACUGUAUGGUGUGCCUCUUCUUUACACUCUUCCCCGAGUGAAUUAUGCAACUCUCAUGAAACUAUAUGCAUAUCCAAGCAUAUCCAUAUAUUAAGCAAUUUCAGUGUUAUGGUGAGAGCUAAAACUUCAGAGUGGGAGGCUUACUCGGACUCCUAUGAAUUUCAGCCAUAUCACAUAUUGAAAAUUAUCCGUCCAAAAUUAGCAGUAACUGCCUUCUAUGAUCAUCUGUUGGUUGUGUGGAAUCGAUCACUUGGCUCAAAGAAAUGUCACUGCCAAGUCAAAUACAACAAGGAUUUACCACCUGAUGAAGGAAGUCAAGAGUGGGUGCUUAAUAAGACUUUAAACCCGAUGGAGAAAGGGAAAAUCUCCAUUGAAAAAGUGGACUCCUGCAUUAACUACAAAAUUUCAGUCCGCUGUGCUUUAGACCAGGCCCCUUGGAGCUCCUGGAGCAAGGAGAAGAAAGUUCUUACCAAAUUAAACAAGAGUCACGUCAGCAUGUGCCUGUGGAGAAAAGUGACUGAACUGGACCAAAGCAGAGUUAGAAGAGUUCAUGUCAUGUGGACGGAUAUUCCUUCAACAUGUCAAGGUACUUUUAAGUACAUAAUCAAACAGAUGCCCUAUAAAGAAGACAUGAAUUCAGUGAACGACACUUUAUGUGGAAACUCAACUUGUGAUGUUGAUGUGGACCAAGAUGCUCAAAGACUAAUUCUCAGAGUCUUCCAUGAUGAAAUCCUGCUUGCAGAGGACUCAGUUUAUGUUCCAGCAAUUGGAGAGAGCCUCCCUCAAGUUACUGACAUCCAGACUUCAACCUAUGAAGGCGUUAUUCUGGUCAGCUGGAAGGCUCCGAUUCAGCCUGUCAGUGGCUACAUGGUUGACUGGACCCACAGUGGGAAUCAAAUCUAUUGGAAGGAGACCAAUUAUACAAAUACAACCCUAUCUGAUCUCCUGGAUAAGAAGCCUUACAAUAUCACAGUCACUCCCCUCUUGGGUGACAAGACCGGUCACGGCAUGCAAGCCUUUCACAUCUGCUCCAGAGUAGGAGAUCCGGGGAAAGUUGACAUCAUUAGUGUUAACGUUUACGACAAAAGUGCUUAUGUGAGCUGGGAUAUAAAUUCAGCGGAGGAAUGCAGUGGUGUCGUUAUCAACUACACAGUCUUCUAUGGAACACUGCUCAAUGUUACUGUAGAUAGCAAAAAACAGGACGUGUUUUUGAAAGAUCUGAAUCCAGAAACCCAAUACAGAGUCUAUGUGGAGGCCAGAGCUCUUACUGGAAUUACCAGAAGCACAGAGAGGUUUUUUACAACCAAAAAAUUUGAUCCAAGGCUCAUAACAGCACUAAGUGUUUGUGGAAGCAUCUUCAUAUUUCUUGUGUUGUCUCUUGGAUUAUGCUGUACUGUUCAGUGGAAGAAAUUUAAGGAGAAACCAGUUCCCAAUCCAGGCCUCAGUUCUGUGGCUUUGUGGCUGUCGCCAAGUCAUCAAAAGGGGAGGUGCCCUUUCCAUGAUCCAUCUGCAAGCCCCUGUGACCCAAUUUACACUGAGGAAACUCAGAGAGCGUCUACACCUCCUCCAGAUGCAGACUGUAGUGGUAACCCAACUACUGACCAGACAGAGGAAUAUACUGACUCAGUGAUAAUUCUCGCUCCACAUAUAAAGGGUGAAAUUCCAGUUGAACCGUUAUCAUCUCCUGAAGAAUCCACAGCAUUAUUUUCCACAGAGAGCAGCCCAUUCAACCCAUAUCGAAGUCAGAGUUCUGUAGAAGUGUCUAGUCCAAGGUCCAGUAAACAAUCUAAGCCUAUUCAAGCGAAACAGCAAGGAAAGGCAACACUGAAAACUGUAUAUGUCACCUUGGAUAUGUUUGAACAAGGCCAGAGCAGGUGAGGACAAGGGAAACAUGACUGUCUAGACAUUCCUUUAGUCACAAUAAGUCAUUCAGCUCUGAAUGGUUUAAUAUUCCCAUAAACUUCCAUGACAGCAUGUGUCAUUAUUGUUGCCUGGCGCUAUAAAAAGAGAGCAAAAUAAAAUACGUAGGCACCUGUGUCACCAGUGUCAGGUUUACAAUCAUUCAUGCAGUAGAAUCUGAAUGAAUGAAAAAUGUGCAUGUGGAGUCUGUAUUAUAUUAUUCAUAGUCACCCUCUGUUUUCAUUUUGAUAUUUUGUUGUAAAAAUAAUAUUAGCUAUGUAUUAUAAUAAGAUUUCAUGUUGUUUUCUGUUUGUUUCCAUUGUAAUAUACUAAGUUUUUUGCUAUAAACUUCCUGUGCAGGUAUCACUCAUUGUAACUUUUAUUUGAUCACAUGUAUCAUGCGCUCCACAAAAGUAUUUAUUGUUUGUUGCUUUAAACUGGAGCAGAUGUGAUUGUAUUAUAGAAUUUCUGUUAACAGACAUAGUCUAAUGCAGGAUCAAAAAUAAUUACAUUUGCUGAACAGUUCAAAUUUUGUUGAUUACCGAAGGACAUUGUUACAGUCAAAAAAUAUCCAAUAUCUUACGAGCACCAUGAAAACUGUCAACAGUGUUGGAACCAAAAAAAAAAUGUAACAUGAAGCAACAAGAAUGAACAUGACCAGAGGCUCUGAGGCUCAAAGUUACACUGCAAGAACUAUUAAAUAAACUGUGGUUUUCAAGCUUC
Molecule: messenger RNA, 3347 nt
Organism: Amphiprion ocellaris (clown anemonefish)
Lineage: Eukaryota; Metazoa; Chordata; Actinopteri; Pomacentridae
Product: interleukin-6 receptor subunit beta-like
Exons: 17
Coding region: 282-2603 (773 amino acids)
Molecular function (GO): protein binding
Source: RefSeq, a predicted model, not a curated record